CACAUCCGGCAGCAGCACUGCAGUAUUGGUCGAUCCCGCUUCAGUAACACCGAAGUUGGUCGAAUUUCCUAUAUAUUAUUGAUAAAUAGCUCGCGUUACUCGUGUGACUUUUACCAUAAAAUCAACGUCGGUGUCCGUAAUUAAGGAAGGAAACUCUCGGAUCACCGGAAACGUCGUAUAUACUAAUAACCAAGAAGAGACGCAGAAACGGUUAGGGAGUAAGCGCGUUAAUUCUAACAAGAGAAUCAUCGUAAGGGAUUAUCGUGCAUUGGGUGUGACGGACAUUUAUAUAUCCGAACGCGAGUUGCAUGAAAGUCGUGCCGUGUUGCGUGAAGUGUUGAAGGAACGCUCGAUUAUUCGUGGAUCUCGAUGGGUGUAUGUGCGAUUAUGUCGAGCGCCACCGAACCGAGGUGAGCGUUAUAGAAGGGGAAACUGGCCAAAAGAAGCUGCCUUCGAAUCUGUUUUUUGCUCCGCCAUUGUACGCUACGAGAGUACCGCGAAGGAAGCCGCUUGCCUCAUUUUCCCCGUGUUUUUAUCUUCAAUUACAUUUUAACGUACCGAACGUUAGCUCGACCGUGUAAACGCGCCUACGUCCGCGUUUAACGCACCGUCUCGUGGUUACGCUAUUCACGAGGCGAAGCACGUUAGUGUCUUCUAUCUUUCUCUGUUUCGUGUUUUCUAUCUCGCUCUAACUUUUUCCCUUGCUCUCUCUCUCUCUCUCUGACACACACACACACACACGCACGCACACACAUACGUGCGCGCGCGCAAGCACGCACGCACAUACACGUACAUUUCUCAUUUUCUUUCUCACUCUCUUUCCCUUUCCCUCUGGUGUAUAUAAUACCUCUCGAUGCCUUCGACAUCUCUGCGGAAGUCGUAUGUGUAAAGGUUUUUCGCGUACGUGGACAUUGGUGAAUACGCGAAGUGAUUCGUAUAAUAGCUGUGUCUUUUGCCGGGGAUACAAAUCUUGCGCGUCAUUAUGCAAUAGACGACGUGCAACUGACGAGAAAGAACUGCCUCCUCUGUUGAGGACGAGGACGGCGGUGGUGUUGUGCGGCAUGUUUUUAUCUUUGUUUUCCAAUUCCGUGCCACGACGAGGAAACGCUGCCGCUACUGCCGCCACCGCCGCCGCCACCGCUGCUGCUGCUGCUGUUGCUGCUGCUGCUGCUGCUGCUGCUACUACCGCUGCUACUACUACUACUACUACUACUACUACUACUACUACUACUACUACUACUACUACUGCUGUUGUUUUCUAUAUUUCGCGACGAGUAAUCACGUGGGAAUGCGUCAAACGAUGCAAGCAUAUCUGUUAUUAAUCUUCACGACAUGUAUACUUGGUAGUGAUAUCUAGUGUAAUUAUGUGCAACACUCCGUAUCAUAGUGCUGACCGGAAAUUUCUACCUUCGAUUAAGCUUCCUUCCUACCUCCUUAAUCACUUUUAUUCAACGUUCUAUCCUUCGUUAUUUCGUCAAACAACACAGUGUUCGGGACUUUCUUUCACAAACGCGUAGCAGCGUUUUGUUUCAUCGCAUUCCAAUUUCUUAAUAACGCGUUGAUAUCGUUAUUCGCCGGCAGCCGCUUACCGUCUCAGCUUACUCUACGUUCGAAGUUCACCGCUCGAAUACUGUGAUUCGACAUAUAUUGGAACAUAUAUCUUCGUGGGAAGAACGAUCUUGCUUUUCUGACGUUCCUCUUCGCUUACUCCGCGUGUUUGGAUGUUGCCACACCGAGGAGUAUCGGUUUGAAGAAUCUUCGAUUUUCAACGGGCUUCCUAUUCUGCGAGCGAAGAGUACAAGAUUAAGGUUAUGAGUUGGUCCAAAACACGCAAAUGAAACACAGAAAUGAAGAAAUUAAACAGGAUGGAGAAUACUGUUGAAACAACAUAAUAUUAAAUGUGGAAUGAAUAAAGAAAGAGUACGAGGUUCAAAAGGGAAAUAAAACAGAAGAAAGAAAUUAUUCCAAAGCAUAACAAUAGUUAAUACAAGUGCAGGACAAUAAAUCAGUAAUGGAUGAAUGGGAGUGAGAACAGCACAUGUGAAGUGUAGGUGUGGGUGCGUACGCACGUGGGAGCCUCUGGAUGUCGAGGCCGCAGCACUGGCAGUGUCAGUGGCAGUGAUGGCCCCUGCUCUGACGGAAGGUGGUCCUCAAAAGCCUGAAAAUUUGCUCCCUUCCCUUCCAGCUGGUGGAUUUCUUUCCCCAGAGCAGGCUACACAGUUGUGCCAGAAUCGUGAAAUUCUGGCGAAAUUUGUUGUUUCUGCAAACGUCCAACCAUCAAAGAUUGAUGAACAGUGCUUACAUGGUAUAUCCAAAGACCUCAUUCGUGAUGUCAUCAACUCGAAAUAUGCCAAUGAUCUUGAUAGUUUGUCUACGUUUACGCACGGAUCUGACUUGAUUACAAAGAAGGCAUUAAUAAAACAGGACUGUGAACAACUGGACAUUACGGGCAGUCCAGGAAAAAAGGUGACUGAUACUAUAAUGAACGACCCAUCUAUGGGUGAUCAAGCGGACAAUAUGGGAUUUUUGAAAUCAAGCGCAGAUUUGCCUUUGGUAGGCUCAGAAACAGUAGGAGAUAAUAAAAGUCUGGAUGUGGAUCAAAUAAUGGCCUUUGGUACAGAUAUAACUGCGGAUAAUGAACAAUGUAACAUGAGCAAUGUUGGUGAUAUUGGACAGAAUGUUGAGGAGAUUUUACAAGUUAUUAAAUCUAUUGAAGGUGUGGAAAAUGCAGAAAAUAUAUCUACAGGUAGUAAUGAACCAGCGCAAAGCACUGUGGAUGGAGUUGAAAUGUUUUCUAUGCCUGAAGAAGGAUUUCCUUCCUUUGAAAGAGAUUUACUUGAUGUUGAUGUUAUGAGUAUUUGCAAUAUUGCUGAUGCAGUGGACCAACAAAAAGUCAACACCUUAAAGUUACAGCAAGAUAUUGUUGCCCAAAAACAACACGAGAGUGAAAGAAAAUGUGCAUUUUUAUUAAGAAGACUGAGGAAGCUUCAAGCAAGAAUAAUAGGCAGGCAUGUUGCUGAAGAAAACACUGGAGUUCUUGAGCUUGCUCAUCAUGGAGUGAAAAAAUAUCUUUUUCAAGAAUUGGUUAAUAUCAGUUCUAAGUCUAAUGUUAAAAACUUUCCUGAGAUUAGUAGUAGUUUGAGUUCAUUUUUGCAAAAAGUUGAGAAAAUGUGUGUUGCCCAGAGCAAUAGUGUGAAUCGUCAGCGAUUGUGUUGCCGUUAUUUUGGUGAUGGAUCGCGUGACAAUUUGGGUAGUACUUCUGGUAAUAAUAGUAACCGUCAGUCAGUGUUUGGUACACCUCAAGUUAAAGUUAGAGGGGAAGAAGUAGAAAGUGUGGCAGGACCUUUAGCCUCGCAAUUACAUAUUGUGGAAUCUAAUCUUGACUCUGAUUGUACUGCAUCAAGUAGUGGUGGAGAAAGUUGUGAUGAAAUGCAGUCAUUUAACAAUCCACAUCAACAAAGAAUAUCUAUAUCAAAACGGGCAGCAUGGAGGUAUGCUCAAGAUCGUGCAGGUGUAGCAGCAAGAUGGACGUGGCUGCAGGCACAAAUAUCGGAUUUGGAAUAUAGGAUUAGACAGCAUAAUGAAUUGCAACGGCAUAUUAGAGCUAACAAGGGUUUAGUGAUACUUGAUAAUGCAGAAACAGUGAAUGGCUAUAGUGGUGUUUUACCAGGUUCUACAGGACGUUAUAAUUCACCAGAAGGUGAAUUACCUGCUAGUAGGACUCGGCCCUUUGUCUGGAGUUUUUACAGGAAGAGGAAAUUAUUACAACUAGAUAAGUUACACGAAGUCUCAAAGCGUGCUGCAAAAGCAUCAACUGUAAGAUGCAACUGCGAUCGUGUAUUACCACCAUGUGCUUUAUGCACUGGAAGAUUAGAUCCAAUGCAACCGCAAGAACCAAUUGAACAAAUGUCUGUACAAGAAAGGGUUGCACUUGUGGAUCCUAGUUUUCAUCCUGUUUUGUCAUUUCCUGAUGAAAUCACGCAGGGAACUCAUCUUGAUGCUAUCAUGAAAACAGUGGAAUGGCAACAAAAAAUGUUAAGGGGAAAUUUACGGAUCACACGUUUAAAAGAUAAAGAUACCAAUGAAAGGAGAAAUAAGAAACUUCCAGGGCACAGAGCAAAAUAUGCAGCUCGGUUAAAAAAAUCAUCGUCAAGUAUUCUUACCGCAAGAAUUAAGAAGAAAAUGCUAAAAGGAAAAAGAAACAGGCUUGGUCAUGAUAGAAGCGUUCAUGGUUUAAGUAGGAAGAGGGUACAGAAACUGACAACUGAAGAUGAUGAUGAUAUUAGUGCACUUUCCAGCUCUAGUAAGCAUUCAUCUCCAGUGCCUUCUCCUUUACAUCACACUAUUGCGUCUACUACAGAGAAGAACAUAGUUAAAGAAAAGAAUUCUCAUGGACGAUUGAGGCAAAAUUCGUACGAUAUUGAUAAUAUAGUUAUACCAUAUAGUGUAGCUGCUUCAACUAGGCUUGAAAAGUUACAAUACAAAGAAAUAUUAACACCGAAGUGGAGGUUAUGCGAAGAGCCUUCAAAGUUGGAUAUUAAAAAUGGUGUUAUGCAUAGGCCUAGUCAAGACAGUGAUUUCGAAGAUAUGUCAGACGAAACUAUAGCUUUAAGACAUGAACGAAGCGAACGAGAAGAAAACAAACGUUUUAUGACGUAUAUGAAUAUGCCACAUCAGUCUCGUAUUCGACAUAAUCGUAGGACAGAUAGUCGAGCAGAUAGUGGUGCGAAUACACCAGAUCCUAUGUCUCCACACGCAAGUGAUUUUGGUGGAGACAUGAUGUCACCAAUUACGUCACCUCCUGCAACUCCACAAGUUCAAGAAUCAGAACAUCAACAUAACUCUGAUAACUUGCAUCGAUCAUCUGCUUUGCAAAAUGCUUUACGGCGUCGUACUGCACCUAUGUUAAGAGUAGGGAAAGACGACACCGGUACUUCGGUAAAUGAAGAUGAAAAUGAGAUUUUGCCGUAUGAACCAAGGAUAUUUCCAUUAUCCGAAGAAGUAUAUGACAAAAUGCUGGAAGUGAUGCCAGAUGGGCAUUGGCAAGCUUCUUCAGCAUCUCUUUGUUCCCGUGAUGAAGAAAAAGCGGACGAUGAUGGGGAAAUGGAUUCUCCAGAAUCAGAUUCGACAGAAUCAGCUUGUUGUGACGUAGAGGGUGAGGAUCCCAAUGAUCCUGAAUGGACAGUAGCUGACGAUAGGGAUACUGAAAAGGAACGAAUACGUCCAACGGCUAAAAGAUAGGAUAAAGUCUUUAAUACAUACAGUAUGUCUACGUCGUCGUUACUAUAUGCAGAAGCUACCUGUCAAUUGUUAUAUAUACCUGUCGGUCAUGUAACAUGCACCUUAAGUUAAUGGUAUUAUGAAUCUGUAAAGUGUAUUAUAAAUAUAAAUUUUAUAACUUCA
Bombus terrestris (buff-tailed bumblebee) is the source of this 5403-nucleotide messenger RNA. It is a transcript of the gene nsl1, whose product is annotated as KAT8 regulatory NSL complex subunit 1. The record is from RefSeq and is a predicted model, not a curated record. Gene Ontology annotation, cellular component: NSL complex. NCBI's taxonomy places the organism in Eukaryota, Metazoa, Arthropoda, Insecta, Hymenoptera, Apidae. Gene Ontology annotation, molecular function: histone acetyltransferase binding. Bases 2020 to 5241 code for a protein of 1073 amino acids. The transcript is spliced from 11 exons.